AUGCGGAUGCUACUGGAGAGCAGCUGGAUGAGGUUUGGACCAGCAGGCAGAGGGUCGUACGACUGGGUGACAGGAUCACCCUCAACCCAGGAGAAACAGGGCUACAACUUGAAUGAGUUGGAUCUGGGAGAGGACAGAAAGUUAGAGUUAGUGGUCUAUCUUGUCCUUCCGGUCCUCUUCGUCCUUGUGCUGGCUGUCCUGGUUGGUUUGAUCUACCGCCGGUGUUCCCGCAGUAAACUGAGUCUGGCUGACAUCAUCGCUCUGGACCUCCAGGACGCAGAGGGCAGUGCCGAGUUCCUCUCCUCCCUGACCAGAAAUGCAGAGCGCCACACCAGCACCAGCUCUGAUGGAUCAGAUGGGGUCUUUGUCAUGGUAUACCUACCUCCGCCCUAUGAGGAAACACUCACCAAGAUCACUCGGGCCGCCAGUCUUUCCAGCUCUAAAGAUGCAGAGUCGAUUAAGAUAGAAGAUCUGGAGGCCAAGCUGUGUCCAGAGCUCAAAUCCAGCAGCCGAUAUGUGUGA
Molecule: messenger RNA, 522 nt
Organism: Larimichthys crocea (large yellow croaker)
Lineage: Eukaryota; Metazoa; Chordata; Actinopteri; Sciaenidae
Gene: smim28
Product: small integral membrane protein 28
Exons: 2
Coding region: 1-522 (173 amino acids)
Source: RefSeq, a predicted model, not a curated record